Molecule: messenger RNA, 1187 nt
Organism: Centrocercus urophasianus (Greater sage-grouse)
Lineage: Eukaryota; Metazoa; Chordata; Aves; Galliformes; Phasianidae
Gene: LYZ
Product: lysozyme
Exons: 4
Coding region: 744-1187 (147 amino acids)
Biological process (GO): defense response to Gram-positive bacterium; defense response to Gram-negative bacterium
Molecular function (GO): lysozyme activity
Source: RefSeq, a predicted model, not a curated record
GAGCUCAGGAUAUCAUUGGCUUUCUGAGCUGCAACUUCUCCUUAUUAGUUCCACUAUCAAAACAGGAACAAUACAACAGGUGCCGAUGGCUAGAGCAGAGAGUUUUUCACACUUCUUCAUUUCAGUAGAUCUCAGAUUUCAGUAGAUUUCAGUAGAAGAGGAAUGUUGAAGUUGUGCCUUCUGCAUGUGCUCCUUCCUCCCCAAAUACUCCUGCCUGAUGCCUUACCCCACCUGCUGCCGAAUGGCUCCACGGCCCCCUGCACCCAGAGCCCUGAUGAACCCAGCACUGCUUCAGACACUGUAAUAGCACAGCAUGACCAAGUUGCACAAAUGAUGUGUCGCAUCCUUCAGCACUUGAGAAGAAAAGCCAGAUUUGCAUUGUCAGGGAAUGGUUUAGUAAUUCUGCCAAUUAAAACCUGUUUAUUUACUACGGCUACUUUUAUUAUGUUGUUAGUAGUGGUAUGUUGAUGAUGAACAGUGGCUGUGCAGUAAAAUCAAGACUGUAGAUAUUGCAACAGACAAUAAAAUUCCUCUGUUGCUUAGCUAACAUGGUACUUCCCACAUUGUAUAAGAAAUUUGGCAAGUUUAGAGUGAUGUUUUAAGUGUUGGGAAAUUUCUGUAUACUCAAGAGGGUGUUUCUGACAACUGUAGAACAGAGAAAUCAAAAGGGGGUGGGAGGAAUUUAAAAGAAGAGACAGGUGCAAGAGAGCCUGCAGUCCCACUGUGUGUACGACACUGGCAACAUGAGGUCUUUGCUAAUCUUGGUGCUUUGCUUCCUGCCCCUGGCUGCUCUGGGGAAAGUCUAUGGACGAUGUGAGCUGGCAGCAGCUAUGAAGCGUCUGGGACUUGAUAACUAUCGGGGAUACAGCCUGGGAAACUGGGUGUGUGCUGCAAAAUUCGAGAGUAACUUCAACACCCAUGCUACAAACCGUAACACGGAUGGGAGUACUGACUACGGAAUCCUACAGAUCAACAGCCGCUGGUGGUGCAACGACGGCAGGACCCCAGGCUCCAGGAACCUGUGCAAUAUCCCAUGCUCAGCACUGCUGAGCUCGGACAUAACGGCGAGCGUGAACUGCGCGAAGAAGAUCGUCAGCGAUGGAAACGGCAUGAACGCGUGGGUCGCCUGGCGCAACCGCUGCAAGGGCACCGACGUCCACGCGUGGAUCAGAGGCUGCCGCCUGUGA